Molecule: messenger RNA, 316 nt
Organism: Callorhinchus milii (elephant shark)
Lineage: Eukaryota; Metazoa; Chordata; Chondrichthyes; Chimaeriformes; Callorhinchidae
Product: neuroepithelial cell-transforming gene 1 protein-like
Exons: 3
Coding region: 47-271 (74 amino acids)
Source: RefSeq, a predicted model, not a curated record
GCGCGCGAUAGAGAGAGAGAGAGACUCCCGUCCCUUCCCAUCAGAGAUGCCGCGGGCCGCCAUGAGCCAACCGUCAGCACCGCCGCCACCACCGGCCAAGGAGAACCGCAGGCCCCCGAGAAGGAAAUCCUCCGCUUGUCCCAACACUCCCGAGAACCCGAACGACAGCAACAACAACAACAGCAGCAGCCGCCGACCUACUUUGCGACGUGGAAGUUCCUUCACGUUUCUAACCCCUGGACCAUGGGAUUUUCCUUUGAAUCUUCUUUAAAGCUAUAAAAAGUAUAAGGAAGUAGAGAAUAUCUCCAAAUGAAAG